AUUUCGAAUAUUAUAAGCAUGGCUUUUUUAAAACAAAUCAAAUUAUUUCUCCAUUCUACGAACUACCUACGAUUUGAGCCAACAAUAAAGUAUAAUAAAUUAUUUUCGUCUGGAGCUUUUCUUGCAUCUAAUGAAAAUAUUAUUUAUUCAAAUGUUAAAACAUUCAAGCACCAGCAUAUUACUUUAAUAUCAUUGAAUAGACCAGAUGAUAAAAACACAUUAAAUGUGGCGACUCUUGAUGAUUUAAGAAAAGCUAUUUCAAAUUUUGAGAAUGACCCUUCAUCAACGAUUGCUGUUCUAUAUGGAGAAGGGGGAUCAUUCUGUGCAGGAUACGACCCUGGUGAAUUGUCCAAGGCAUCACAAGUAUAUGAUGACUUUUUUAAAUCACAUUGUCAAAAACCAAUCAUAGCUGCUGUUUCUGGAUUUACAUACAAUGUUGGUUUUGACUUGUGUUUGUGGUGUGAUUUGCGCAUUGUAGAAGAGAAUGCUGUCAUGGCAAUUGAUAGAAAAUUAAAUAUUUCAAACUCAAAAAUAUUUCUUAAGAGGCUUUUAAAAACUGUAGGUUAUUCUAGAACUAUGGAUCUAUUAUUGACUGGCAGAGAUAUAAAAUCUAAAGAAGCAUUUGAAUGUGGUCUUGCAAACCGUGUAGUUGCAUGUGGAUCAAGUGUUGGUCAAGCAGUAAAUAUGGCAUUUAAUGUUGGUAAAUUUCCACAAGAGUCAAUGAACUACGACAGAAGCGUAAUACAUGAACUAACAUCAGAAUAAUAUUGUAAUACACAAUGUUAGAUAAUGGUUAAUGUUCCAGUAUACAAUCAGUACUAUACCUACUGUCCUGGGCCCUGGGGGUGAUAACGAUGUACCUUCGUCAGACCUCCAUGCUAAGGUCUAAUAUGGGGUAUAUAUGAAUCCCACAUAAUUUUUCUUUUAUAUAUUAAAAAAAAAGAAUACCUAAUUAUAAUAUAUUUUGUUGUUAUUUAGUA
Molecule: messenger RNA, 980 nt
Organism: Acyrthosiphon pisum (pea aphid)
Lineage: Eukaryota; Metazoa; Arthropoda; Insecta; Hemiptera; Aphididae
Product: putative enoyl-CoA hydratase, mitochondrial
Exons: 4
Coding region: 19-765 (248 amino acids)
Source: RefSeq, a predicted model, not a curated record